AUGACACGGGAGCAGGUGUGGGAAAUGUACGGUGGAUUCUUGAUUGAAUAUACUAUGGAAAUUGGAUGGGACGACCUAAUUCGCUCGAUGAGUCCGAACCUGAAGGGUUUCCUCGACAACCUGGACUCUCUCCAUUAUUUCAUUGAUCAUGUCGUAUACAAAGCCAAUCUCCGUGGGCCGUCUUUUAGGUGUGAGGACAACCCCGAUGGAAGCAUCACUUUGCACUACUAUACCGGGAGGCCUGGGCUAUACCCAAUUGUGAAAGGUGUCUUGCGUGAAGCAGCCAAGCGUGUAUUCAAGCUCGAUAUUGCUCUAACAAUCACUGGUCGCACACAAAGAAGUGUACAAAUGGCCACUGGAGAAAGAAUCGAAGAGCAUGUCAUAUUUUUGAUCAAGACUACAAGCACCCAAGAAGAUGGGACAGAUUCACUAGGGAAUGCGAGGCAACUCCCGCAGCAAGGAAACGAUUUCAAAAUUCGUCUAACCAACGAGGACUUUAUUUCAACAUUUCCAUACCAUUUUGUGAUCGAUCAGGAUUGCAAACUUGUACAAGUGGGAAGGGAGCUAUACAAACAUGUCCCUCGAGAUCUUCUGCUCCCUGGCACACCGCUGAUUCGCGUGUUCGAAAUUACUCGUCCACAGAUUCCAUUGGAUUUUGAUUCGAUCUGCAAUUUCAUCAAUGCUGUCUUUGUACUGCAAGUGAAAACGACUCCUAUGGAAUUUCAGAAAAGCGUGACCAAAAGGAACAGCCAAGUGCUGGAUGAGUAUGUUUACUGGAUCUAA
Molecule: messenger RNA, 783 nt
Organism: Cylicostephanus goldi
Lineage: Eukaryota; Metazoa; Nematoda; Chromadorea; Rhabditida; Strongylidae
Source: the annotation of a GenBank genome assembly